UGCUGGUUGAGCGGUGACUUUUUCGGACACCAGGACAAGCCUUCGUCGUCGCCUCAUAACACUCAUUGGUCAUGAGGGACAGUAGCAUUUGCUUGAGACGAAGGAAAAGAAUCUUCUGAAGUCUUCUCCGUUCUGCCAGGUGAACUAACGUGUGACUUCAGGCAUAUCGUAUCAUGUUUUUCACGCACCUGUUGCCUUGCUUGUGGCCCGUCUAAUCCUUCGUGUCGCAUCUUUUUUAUCGAAGUAGACGCUACCUGCUGAAAUGAGUAUUGUUAUUCCGUCUCAGUAUCUGCUAAGCGGUGUGCAGCAAAGCUGUCGACAGCCAUCCGCUCGCUCGUCUGCUGGUUGCAAGCUAAGCGAAGGAUCAUGGCAUGGCACCCGGGUAUCAAUAGCCACGUUUCACGCGGGAGAGAAACGGGACACCGACGCGAUGAUUCGCAAGUUCUUGAACGAGUAUUGGCGAAUCAAGGAGCUCACUCACCCGAACAUAAUACACACAUUCGGUAUUCUGCAGUGCUCCUCACAGCCAGACACCCUGAGCUUGGUGAUGGAGUCCACGUUUUCCACGCUGAAAAUGCGCUACGCCCGCGAGCCGAUGCUCCGGCCCAUAGAACAGGCCAGAAUCGGUCUUGGCAUCGCGUCGGCGAUCGAGUACCUGCACGAUCGAUGUCUGAUGUGCUGCGGCCUAGCCACCGGCAGCGUGUUCGUCACAGGGUCGGGGCGAGAUGUGUCAGCUAAGCUUAGCGCAUGGUCAGAGUUCGGACUGUUCGACUGCGAACCGCCGCCACCUCUGGCCUAUUCGCCGCCUGAGCACCGCGUAGACACUACUUCUGGCGGCAAAGGAAAGGCAAACAAUGCAACCUCGCGUGAUCCUGCAUCGGACACUUUCGCACUGGGGGUGACCUUGCUGGCAAUGUGCAGGCAGUGUGAACCGCUCGACCAGUCGGCCAGAAAUCUUUGCCACGGGGAUUUAGCCUUGCUCGGUAGCGACCACUCCCUGUUCAACACGAUCAACAAGUGUCUCGUUGCUAAUCCAGAACAGAGGCCGACGGCAGCAGCCCUGUGCCGGGAACUCGGAACCCUUCUCCAAUCUCUCGUUACCCAGGACAUACGCCGAAGAGCGACAACAAGAAAAGCGUUGAGCAACGGACGUGGCGAGUCACACGAAAGCAAGGCGGCCGCCACGGCCAGUGUGCUGCAAAUUCGGCAAGGGCUGAUCGAAGAACGGGAUCGCCUCCUCGAGGAACUGACCGGCGUACAGACUCGCCUGGAGGAACUACCGCCACCAGCCUACGAUCAGGUUGUCGAGGAACCGCAGAGUGAACCUGUGGAUUCGACACUGGAUGACUUUGCUGUCGUUAUCGGCAUCUCCGCCGAGGCAAAUGCGUGGCAUUUCGAUGACGACGAAGUGAGUAAGGAGAACGGCGACUUAGCCUCCGCCGAAAGCGGCAAUGGCGUGGACGAGACGAGCUGCGAUUCCGACUCGCUCACCUACCAGAAUAUCUCCUCGCUUAUCUUAGAACGCAGCGCAGUCCUGGAGGCUGCACUUGCGGCCGCAGUCGCGCCACCGACAAGUCGCCGAAGGCAGCGGCACCCACCGAUUGAUCCAGAUCUGAUUGCGCUCAGUCAGACGAACAGCGGUGAGGGUAUGAUUGCACGCUGCAAUCGCGUCUUCAGGGAGAAACAAUCUGAGCUGCCACAGUGGGUCACGAUAGCCACUUAUCCAGAGGACGCUCUGAGUUGCUGCUCCAUGCCAUGCACUCAUGACGGCUGUCUGUACGUGGCCUUUCUGAUGGACACCGACGGGGCGCAGCUAGCCAGGGCCGAACUGCUACGUCUGAGUCUGCGUGCAGCAAGCACGGGCAGCGAGGAUGUGGAGUGGACUGUCAUCACACUGCCUGGCGACUGGCACUACCGUUGCUAUCUCUUCACGGCCGUUCAUGAUAGCACGGAACGCCUGUACGUUGCCGUGAUACGCCGCGAUCUCACCGGCUUGUAUUCCAUCUUCAGCAUGGCUGCGCCAGGCGAGUGGCGCUUCGUCAAGCAGCUCCCGGUUGAAGUGUUUGAUUUCGGCCUGGUAGUCGUAGGCAGCUUGCUGUUGGUGAUGGGCGGACGGCAGAAGCCUAUCUGGACGAGUGCCGCAUCGCAGGGCGUUUACAUGACCGACCUUUCGCUGCCCAACUCACCCUGGCUGGUUCUCACGAGUUUGCCCUGUGCAUGCCUGUCGCCUCGUGUUGUCGUCACUGGCCACUGGCUUCGCUGCCUGGGCUACAACAGUGAGGCGCAACAUAACACGUGCCGAGUGCUGAGCCUAGACUUGAGCCAGGAUCGGGCAGAGCAGCGGUGGUCCGUUGAUAUCGUCGCCGGCAGUCCGAUGUCAUUCAGUGCUGCGGUCGCGCUCAACGACCAUCUCAUUACGGUCGGCGGACGACGGGGACAAAAAGCCGAUCAGAGCACUCUGGCGGAUGCGUUUGUGUACCUGGAGGAGCUGAGGGAAUGGCUGCCGUUCCCGCCCGUGCAGGAGGCUCGGCGUGGCUCGCACUGUCUCGCAUGGGACAAACAGCUGAUCUGCAUCAGCGGAAUGAGCGAGAGCAAUGAAGGUUCCGCUACCGGACCAGUAAGAAGUAUUGAGUGCUUGCGAUACGGGGGAAGAAACGAGGAGCACAACUGAUCUCAUCGAUAUUUGGUUGCAUGACCGCAACGGCGAGUAACUGAACACAACCACUUGCCACAUUCUCUAUUUUUUCUGUUGUCAUUUGUUUGUAUUAUGACUGCAACGGCAAACAGUAUACUUGACCACAUCAACUUGCUACGCCCUGGCUUUACUGGACCAUCACUGAAUGUUGCUACUCCGUGCUGUAAGACAUUACCUUAUUUUCCUUUUUAUCUCCUUAUGAUCGGUUUUUCGGGCCUCUUUGUAGUGGUUCAUUGUACUGUUCAGCCACCGAAGUAAAAUAAAUUGAAUACAAUGCAAUACAAAAAUCA
Messenger RNA from Sycon ciliatum, 2985 nucleotides. RefSeq lists its product as uncharacterized. Gene Ontology annotation, molecular function: protein binding; protein kinase activity; ATP binding. The transcript has 2 exons. NCBI's taxonomy places the organism in Eukaryota, Metazoa, Porifera, Calcarea, Leucosolenida, Sycettidae. Gene Ontology annotation, biological process: protein phosphorylation. The record is from RefSeq and is a predicted model, not a curated record. The coding region runs from base 263 to 2671 and encodes 802 amino acids.